Molecule: messenger RNA, 3295 nt
Organism: Bombus pascuorum
Lineage: Eukaryota; Metazoa; Arthropoda; Insecta; Hymenoptera; Apidae
Product: DIS3-like exonuclease 2
Exons: 7
Coding region: 546-2966 (806 amino acids)
Biological process (GO): miRNA catabolic process; mRNA catabolic process
Cellular component (GO): exosome (RNase complex); P-body
Molecular function (GO): 3'-5'-RNA exonuclease activity; RNA binding
Source: RefSeq, a predicted model, not a curated record
GUUGUCCGUUGUAUGACUGGUAAUCCGGAUUUUGUAAAACAUACUUUAUUUUAAAGUUUCAAGAAUAUAGCAACAUAACGUGGGGAAAUAAUGAUAAAAUAAAUUUGUUAUUAAUUAAAAUAAAUAAAAGCGGAAAGAACCGAAGAAUUAAAUCACAAACAGUAUAAAUGCGAAAUAUGUGUCGUUUAAAGAUGCUACCGAACUUAACAAAUGAUCAACAUCGAGUGAACGAUGAUACUAUAGUUUCAAUUCCAAGCCGGGAUUUAUAUUUUUAUUAAGUUUAUAGCCCGUUGUUAUAAGAGAUAUUAAAUAUCUAAAAAAAAUAAUGCAGCUUUCUUAUCGCUGGAAUCUUAUUAUUAGAAACAUAUGACUUGUUAACAUUUUAAAAAUAUAACCAAAAUUUGAUAGUUCUUUUCGUACGUAAGUGCUUUAUCAACAUAUGUAUUCAUAGUCCAUCGAAAUAUAAUAUUUUUAAUACUUGUGACGUUAAAAAUUAAUAAUUAUGCACGAUAAAUUGACAGUAAUUAAUUUUUGUAUAUAUAUAAAUGAAUAAUACCUUCAAGGUAGGAAUCAUGUCAGAAAAAUCAGUUUCUCCAGAUUUAGUUAUACAAAAUCAGCCUAAAAAAGUUAAAAAAUUUCGCAAGGUUAGUAAAAAGAAAAAUAAAAAAAUAUCUAAGAGGGAAACUUCUAACGAACAACCAAUGCUUGAUGAUAAGAAGGGAAAGGAAGAGGAAAAUAAAGAAGAAAUCAAAGCUCAGAAAGCUAAAGUCCCAAAAGAAAAAGAUACAUUCCCACAACAUAUUCCUGAAAAAGAAAUUGACGAACUUUUAAGAAAUGAAAAUUCCAGUGAAACACAAUAUGUAGAAGGGCAGUUACGUGUCAAUCCUUGGUGUCGUGAAUAUGCUUAUUUAUCUUUCUCUGAUGAUCAAUGCGAUCUACUAAUCACUGGCUUAAGGGAUAGAAAUCGAGCUUUUGAUGGUGAUUUUGUUGUAGCACGUAUAAAUCAGCCAGAAAAAUGGAAAACACAUCAAGGGUACGAGCAAAAAACAGGUGUUGUUGUUUACAUACGAGAGAAAAUACAUCCAAGAAGAACAGUUGGAUACUUCAAACAAAAUGGUGAAUUUUUUUAUCCCAGAGAUCGUCGUGUACCAUUAGUUAAGAUAAGUAAGAAAUCCUUGCAACAGUUUGAUGUGUGUCAAAAUUAUAAAGACAUAUUAUAUUUGGUUGUUAUAACUGACUGGAUAAAGCCAAAGUUUGCAUUUGGGCACAUUGAAAAAAUAAUUGGAAGUAUUGGCGAUAUAAAAGCAGAAUCAAAUGCAAUAUUACUUGAAUAUGAUUUAGAUGUUACACCUUAUAGUCUAGAUGUAACGAAGGAGCUUCCAAGUAGUGAUUAUUCUUUAACAGAGAAUGAUAUUAAAGACAGAGAGGACUGGAAAGAUGAAUGCAUAUUUACUAUCGAUCCUGAUACUGCUGUUGACUUAGAUGACUCAGUCUCUUGCAAACCUUUGGAAAAUGGAAAUUAUGAAAUUGGUGUACAUAUAUCAGAUGUUACUCAUUAUGUGGAAUUCUUAUCUCCAUUGGAUAUUCAGGUUUCAAAACGAGCUACAACUAUAUAUAUGGCAGAUAACGUAUAUCACAUGUUACCAAAAGAAUUAUGUCAAAUAUGUUCUUUGUCACCUGGUCAGGAUAAAUUGGCUUUUUCUGUUAUUUGGGAAAUGACGCAAGAUGCAAAAGUUGUUAAACAUCGUUUUGCCAAAACUGUAAUAAGAUCAUGCUGUCAAAUGUCUUAUCAGCACGUUCAGAAAAUGAUUGAAAAUCCAGAAUAUAAUUGGCCAGAUAACUCUAUAUAUAUAGAUGGAAAUUACAAGCUUAAUGAUUUGUCAAUAAAAGUAAACAUUUUACACAAUUUAGCUAUUCAAAUGCGUAAGAGAAGAUUUCAAAAUGGUGCGCUACAAAUAGAUCAACCAAAAUUAUAUGUCAGGAUUGAUAGAAUUACGGGUUUACCAAUAUCGUACAAUAUAGAAGAACAGCAAGAUAGUAACAGACUUAUAGAAGAGUUUAUGUUGUUAGCUAAUAUGACAGUUGCUACACACUUAUACAAUGUAAUUCCGGAGACUGCUUUAUUACGCAACCAUAGAGAGCCUUCAAAACAUAUUCUCAGUACAACGCAAGAUAUGCUGCAAAAAUUUGGCAUUCAUUUAGACAUUAAAUCGUCUACAUCUUUGCAUGCUAGUAUUAAACGUUGUGAAGAAGGAUUAGAAGUUGAAGAAGAUGAAGGAUUAGAAACUGAAGAAGAUGAAGGAUUAGAAGCUGAAGAAGAUGAAGGAAGAGUAAUAAUGAAAUAUAGGAUGAUGGUUAUCAACAAUCUUUGUUCCAGAGCAAUGACUCGAGCAACCUACAUAUGUUCGUCUAUGAAAGCAGAGGAGGAAUUGAGACAUUAUGCCUUAAACAUAUCGCUUUAUACGCAUUUUACGUCCCCAAUUAGAAGAUAUUCCGAUUGUGUUGUACACCGUUUACUUUAUUCAACUUUAAGAAAUGUAGACAUGCCUAAAGAAUGGACUAAAACACUUUGCAAAUCAAUAGCGGCAAAUUGUAAUAUAAAGAAAUAUAGUGCGAAACUAGCACAAGAGCGAAGUAACGAAUUGUACUUCACGUAUUUGAUAGAUUUAAAGGGUCCUAUUGUUACAUUGGGUAUCGUGUUGAGUGUACAUGAAACUUUUAUAACUAUUAUAUUGUGUCAACUUGGUAUAAAAUUAAGGGUUUCCUUCACACACUUAGAAGAUUUGGCACUCGUCGAAUAUUCUUCGGAAUGUUCCAUUCCAACGAUAAACAUCUCUUGGAAACAAUCUGCUAUUACUCAGAUAAUAAAUAUUUUUACUUUAUUGCAUUUGAGAAUCGAAAAGCAUCCUGAAUCUUUUCGAUUAAUUGGUACGCUUUUGCCACCGAAGCAGGAAAUAGAAAUAUAAUGGUAUUUUACUGUAAAUUAAAUUUGAAAACGAUCAUUAUAGAAAUAUUUAUAUAUAUUACAUAUUUAUAUACAUGUACAUUAUUUUAUUAUACAUUUUUAAUAUGAUCGUGAAAUGUUAAUUUCAUGAUAAAAAUUUCUUUAUCUAAGAGAUGUAUUUUUAAGGAAUUGAUAGAAAAAAUAAAUCGGACAUUUCACAAGAACAUUAUUUAUUUCAAUUAUAUAUUAAUGUACAUUGUGGUAACAUUUUUACAUACUUGUAAUCGUACAGUUACAUUAAUCGCUGAGCGAUUAUUACAUAUAUAAAUAAAUAGCCCUUAUUUAUAUUUA